This is a messenger RNA of Linum trigynum, 2987 nucleotides long. Lineage: Eukaryota; Viridiplantae; Streptophyta; Magnoliopsida; Malpighiales; Linaceae. The record is from the annotation of a GenBank genome assembly.
CUCAUUUCCUGAAAGAAAGAAAGAAAGAAAGAAAGAAAGAACUAAAAUUUAGGGGCUCCUUUCAGUAAAAUACCAAAGAUUAGGGACCAAAAUGAACCUUAAUAAGAACAGAAAGACCAAAAACCUUGAAUCGAAAGCUCCAACACCAGUGUUCACUGUUCACCGCCGAUCAUUUCCCGCGAAGCGCCUUUAGGCUUCCCCAAUAAUCCGACCGAGAAACUUCCGGCUCCGACUUCUUCCGGAACCGAUUUCAUUCUUGCAGAGGUAAAUCCCUUUUUACCUCUCUCAGUUUCACUUCUUAGCAGUGAAUUUGGUCCCUGGAGGCUGGAAUCAUCUCAGAAAUGCCGGUUAUGGGAAGAAAUGGUAAUUCCCGGCAGUAAGUUCCAGUGUCCCUCAAGUAUCUUCGAAUUCCCAUAUAAAAGUUUCCAUUUUUGUCUAGUACUGUUCGAAGCUGAUUCUGUAUCAUUCUGAGUUCGUCCCCAUUCAUAGCUUUCUAUACCAAGAUAGUUUGGCUGAGUUCAUAUGUUUCGGAUUCGUGGUUUUGCUUUCUUCUGCAAAUCCUAAUCUACCUUUUGGAGCUGGAGUGAAGUACUUCUUGCACGUUUAAUUGAUUAUUUGAUUAUAUUGCCACUCAAUUUCGUGAAUUCUAGAGAUGUAAAUGUAGAAGUAAUGAACUACAAUACUGUGAGCUCAUUCAACUAAUCCUAAUCGUAACCCUGGUGCAGAGCUGAAAGAUCAUUGUGGGUUGCAUGUUGUGAAAUCCUAAGAUGUUGGGAUUGGGAUACUCAAUGGACGAACUUCUGAAGAACCACCUGUUUGUCACGCAUGCCAUUGCUGGUGCAGGCUCGGUUGCAUUAGGCAACAUUAACUUAUCCUCUUGAUACGAUCAAGGUCCUUACCCAGGUUUGUGCACUGUAGACUGUAGUAUCUGCCACAGAAUCCAUGUUUUGUCAAGAAUUGUGUAUUUACUGACUUCAUAUGGAUGGUCGGUUUUGAGGUGAUGAACAGGUUGGUUCAAGUUCUAAUAAGCAGUUGACUCCACUUUCGGUUUUAAGAAGGGUUCAAGCUUUGUCUGGAAACUCAGGUCUACUCCAUUGAGUUUGGUUAAUGUUAUUGGUUUUAUCAAUAUGGAACUCUAUACUAAACCGUACUUAUCUAUGUUUUAGGUUUAUAUAGUGGAUUGGGUUGGUUGACUUCAGGCAGAAUUGUUGGUCUUGGCACUCGUUUUGGCGUUUAUGAAAUUUUGACAGCAUUCUAUAAAGGUAAUUGCUUGGGUAACACUUCUGUUUAUUUGGGAUAUGAGGAAGAAAAUGCCUAUAGAUUUUCCAUUGCCAGGUUUUAAUAAGUUCCUUUCCUUUUCUUCCUGCCAUCAGCAUCCUCAAAACAAAUUGCAGAUUCCUCCUGAAAGAGUGUAGUUUUCUGUAGUGAAAAUUUGACCUUUUUAGAUGCAAACUAAGUUCGAUUCUGCAAUGUUGUCUGCAAACUCUUGCAACCGAAUCACUGAUUCGAUGAUUACAUGUAACAACUUAUUUCUGCAGAUGGUCGAGAGGACAACUAUGUAUAUGUCCACGAGACCCUCAUGGCAGGCCUGGCAGCCGGUGCCUUGGAGUCACUCAUGAGCUCUCCAUUCGAAUUCGUCAAACUUCGUGCUCAGGUUACCUCAGCUUCUCGCGUUCAAACUCCCACACCUACUACGGAUUCUAGAUCAGUGGGACCAGUGAUUUCCAAACUACUGCGUGGAUACACUCCUGAUGUAAAAGCACUGAGCCAUUCGACCGCCCUCCUAUCCACGUUAUCCGCCAAGCACCCAGAUCUCGUCGGUGCACUGAGAGAGCAUCCUUGGAUGAUGACUGGCUCUGGGAGGCCACCAUCAGUUAGUGAUGUUUGUAAACCAUCGCAUGCAAUCUCGUUGGAAGGAUGGAGUGCCUUCUGGAGAGGGCUUCGGUCUGUCAGUGCUGCUGCUGGGGUUUCGGGAUCGGUUGCUGCUGCUGCCUCUCAUUGUUUCGACACAGCAAAAUGUCGGUUCCAAUGUACGGUGCUGCCCAAGUAUCUUAGAUAUGAAAGGGCACUGUUGAAAUGGCGUCGGCCAGGGACAAGAUUCGAGAGAGCCACUGGAAUCCACCCUGCUGAUAGAAACGUCUUGUUCCGAGGAAUCUGGCUGAGGAUGGCUCGAAGUGGGGUCGCUUCUUUUGUUAUCGUUGGAACAUAUUAUUUUGCUGUUGAUCAGCUUCUUUCCUGAUUAAUCACAGAUAAGCAUUAAGAAGAUACCAAGUAAUUGAGCAGGUUUUGCUUGUCCUUAGUCCUUACUGUCCAAUAAGUUACACUUCGAUAUUUAUUGGUAGAAACCACAGAAGUUUGAGAUCAUUGAAUUGCUAAGGCCAUAAGUCUUAGCUACUUUUUGUUCUUGGCAGUGUAGUUUAUCACAUCAUUGAAAGAGAUGCUGUAAAUUUUAGCUACUCCUGUUCUUGGCUUCUCCAACUUUCUGUAUUAAUUUUUUUGAUGACUAGCUGAUGUGCUGUGAAGUUUACUGCUGCUCCUUUGCUGCAUCAUGCAUGGCAUUUCUGAGAUAUGGUGCCUUGUUUUUCCAACAUCCCAAGUAGGAGAUGUCUGAAUUCACACCCGAUCUGUCUGUGUCAUUUUGAUAGGCGAAGUAAGAUGAUGAUCUGAUCCAGAUGAAGAACUUACUCGAUUUGGUUCCCUUCUGGUUUCAAUCUUGUCAAGUGAGCUCGAUCGAUGAGGGUGAAAGAUCAAUAUCAAAGACAAAACUAGUAAUCGGUUGCAGCUAUUCAUUCCUCUAGAUGUAAUCGUCGAUCAUUAGCAUAUCUUGUACAUCAAAUUCAUUCGCUUCGAAUCUAAUAUUGAUCGAGAACAUAUACUAAAACCAAACAUGAUUCAUAAACCAAGACAAUAAUAACAUACAUAUAUGAUUACAUCAAUGUUCUGACGCAGUAGGGCAAGCUAUCCUUAGAUAAAAAUUCAAACAAAGG